AUGACACAGCUGAAAACAACAACAGCCUUGGUGUGCCCCUAUAUAGAAUAUGCCAGUUCAGUAUGGUCACCUCAUAAAAAGAAAGAUAUGGCAGCACUGGAGAAUGUUCAAAGAAGAGCGACAAGGAUGUUACCGCAGAUGAAGAAUAUUGAAUAUGAACAACGACUGAAUCUUCUCAAGUUGCCAACUUUAAAAUUUAGAAGAAUGAGAGGGGACAUGAUUGAAGUAUUCAAAAUACUAAAAGGAAUAUAUGACCCAACAGUUACCACACAACUACUGGAACUAAACAACACCAGCACUACAAGGGGGAACUCCUUAAAGUUAGCCAAAAAGCAGUGCACUAAAGAUAUAAAGAAAUACAGUUUUUCAUACAGAAUAGUGGACACAUGGAAUAGCCUACCUGAACAAGUUAUCACUGCCGCUACAAUCAACCAGUUCAAAAACAGACUAGAUAAAUAUUAG
Molecule: messenger RNA, 462 nt
Organism: Ylistrum balloti
Lineage: Eukaryota; Metazoa; Mollusca; Bivalvia; Pectinida; Pectinidae
Exons: 1
Coding region: 1-462 (153 amino acids)
Source: RefSeq, a predicted model, not a curated record